AUGUCUUCGACUAACAACUUCAUUGCCCCUAAGAUCGUCUUGUACGAUGAGACCACCAACAACAACUACAAGAAGAUCAGCGAGAUGGACCAAGCCGACCUCGAGAUCCUUCUCAAGCAGGCCUACAUCGACGCGCGUGAGAUUGUCCGCGAGUCCGAUGUUGGCGAGCCCAUGACCCUGCUGGCCCUGCUCGCAGUCUACGGCAUGCAAGAAGUCCACGCUCUCGGCUUCAAGUCCCCCUCCGCCAUUCGCGCCAUGGCUAUCAAGGUUGCUGCUGGCGAACGGCGUGGAACCAAGGGUUGCCUGUACCAGGCGAGGCGCGAGGUGAUUGCUGCCGCGACGCAGCGUAGGGCCGAGGAGAAGCAGGUCGAGGAGGGCGCCGACGCUAAUGGUGCACCCGAGAAGGCGAAUGCUUAG
Molecule: messenger RNA, 417 nt
Organism: Cyphellophora europaea CBS 101466
Lineage: Eukaryota; Fungi; Ascomycota; Eurotiomycetes; Chaetothyriales; Cyphellophoraceae
Exons: 2
Coding region: 1-417 (138 amino acids)
Source: RefSeq, a predicted model, not a curated record